Molecule: messenger RNA, 1301 nt
Organism: Pseudomyrmex gracilis
Lineage: Eukaryota; Metazoa; Arthropoda; Insecta; Hymenoptera; Formicidae
Product: odorant receptor 4-like
Exons: 9
Coding region: 1-1272 (423 amino acids)
Biological process (GO): sensory perception of smell; detection of chemical stimulus involved in sensory perception of smell
Cellular component (GO): plasma membrane
Molecular function (GO): odorant binding; olfactory receptor activity
Source: RefSeq, a predicted model, not a curated record
AUGCAGUCGGCUGUAAAACAUUAUUACAACAUUAACAAGUUCCUCGUGUCGAAACUUGGUGGCUGGCCAAGCCAGAGUAAAUUUAUGAGAAUACUGGCGCCGACUAUAAUAACGUCAUUCAUUUUUAGCAUCGGUUUUCUCGAGGUAAGUGGAACGUUAGAAAUGUACAGAAAAGUGUUCGCAAUUACUGUUGGUGAUUUUCAGUUCGUAAAAUUUUCCGAAACUUGGAGAACUUUAACUCAAGAUUGCGAGUGCUUCAUCGUGAUAUUGAUUACAAUAGGCGGUUACAUCAAACUGUUCGCUUUAAUUUUUAAUAAAAAAAAUAUAGAACGAUUAUUGUCUCUCAUUGAUUAUCAUUGGACUGUUUUUACGCAUUCCACGGAGACGCCAAUUAUGCACGAGUACGCUAUGAUAGGAAGAAUGAUGACGAUAAGUUACUCCGUUCUUGUUUAUUCAUUGAUGAGUCUUUACAUGCUAAUACCAGUGACGCCACAAUUAUUAGAUCUUGUCAAACCUCUCAAUAAAUCGCGCCCGUACAAGUAUCUGUUCGAUAUCGACUACAGCUUCGAGAGAGAAGAAUAUUAUUAUUUCGUAUUGCUUCAUGCCUACAUAACAACUGUAGUGACUAUGAGUAUCAUGAUAACAGUCGAUGCGCUCUACAUGGUGUUCGCAGAACACGCGUGCGGUCUGUUCGCAGCUAUUGGAAGUCGACUUGAAGCUCUAACUCCGGGGAGAAAUUCAAACGUAAGUCGUCUCGUAGAAACUACUGCCACGUAUAAAUUGGCAGAUUACAUAGAGAAAGAUGAGAAAUUGUAUCGCGAGAUAAUAGUAGUCUUGAAACAGCAUCAACUGACUAUCGAAUAUGUCUGUCUGUUAGAUUCUUCGUUCUCACUGACGUCAUUUAUAUUGUUGUUUAUUAAUAUAAUUGUUAUAAGUCUUCUCGGAAUUCAAAUACUCUCAUUGUUGGAUCGUAAAGAGGAAAUGACCAGAUACGUGGCGAUGAGUUUAGGUGGUUUUAUGCAUCUUUUCGUUUUGAGCUAUCCCGGCCAGAGAAUAAUAGACCACAGUUCAGAAGUAUUUCACAAAGCGUACAAUGUUCUGUGGUACAGAAUGCCGCGAAAAUCGUCGCGAUUAAUAAAUAUGUUGCUUCACCAGUGCCUUACGCCUUGUACAUUGACAGCCGGCAAGAUAUACGUGCUAUCGAUGACUAAUUACGCAUCGAUGGUGCAAGCGUCCAUGUCUUAUUUUACGGCCUUAUCAUCGUUCUCCUAAUUUGUGUGUGACAAGAUACUAUAAAAUAU